AUAGAUUGGCGAUUUUGAUGGUAUUCACUUAAAAUGAUAAAGCAAUAAUUUUAGUCGAAUCUGCUGAGAUUCUCUUUAUAUAAAAUGACAGGUGAAAGAACUCGAAGAUGAGCUGGCCUCGUCAAAUGAUGUACAGAAACUAAAAAGUAAGUAGAAGCACACGCUGUAGUAAGAGUUGUAUAUGUGCGAGAUUGGGCCCAAUUUUAUCCCUGCUCAAUGCUCCAGUUGUGCCUAUAACGAUCAGGGUGCGAUAUACGUCAGCAACACGGUCUGGUACUUGUGGAUUCUAGGUGUAUUGGGUUCCAACUUGUAGUUUCAUUCAGAAAACUUCACGUCCACCAUAAUACUCACAAUAUACUUUAUCUUAAAUAACUAUUUUGGUUUUGUGCCGGCUCCAGCACAUUGAAAUUACCGUCGAAGCACCGACUUCAGUGGAUAGUCGUGAAUUAUCGUACCCGACAAUUACUUUUAAAAACUUUUAGGUUUGGAAGAAAAGAUCAAUACAUUCGCGCAGGGGAUGGAAACUUUAGAGAGCAGAUUAACUCAAGCCCAACAACUUAAGAGCGAAGCAGAAACAAAAGGUUAGCAAAGAACAAUGGCAAAACAAACGAUUUUACCAGUCUUGGGACAGGAACGAUUAUACAUUUUUGCAUCAAUGACAAAAUUCCGUCAAAACAGAGUGACUGGAUGGCAUGGAGAACAUUAGUAGCCCCAAACAACGAAAAAAAAAACAAAUAGACAAUAGAACAUUCUGAUCAGUGAAUUGUAACUAGUUAUGCUAUAACGUUGUUAUGCUAUAAUGUGUCCUGUAAUUGGGCCAUUAUUAACGAUUUUCUCAUUUGUUUUUCGUUCAGCCAAAAGGUUUGAGGAACUCCUCAAGAAAGCUCAAGAACCACCUGGUGCCCCUCCACCGCCCCCAUUACCCCCUCCUCCUCCCCCACCCCCCGCCCCAUCUCAGUUAUUGAAGUAAGUUUCUCAUUACAAUCGAUUUCAACUUUUGGUUAAACUCACAAGCAGGUUUGGAAACGAAGUCUCUAAUUGGUUACUAGAGGAAAGCAGUCAUUGAAAAGCUCAGAUGAUAAACUGGUUUGUGAAUCAUGAACUUUUCAACUUCGCGCGGAAUUACUUCGUAACGUUUAUAUUAUUACUGUCGUUGCAAUGGAAGUGUUGAUAAAAUAUCGCAUGAAUUCAUUACUUAGAGCUGAUCAAUUCAUUCGUUGAAAAAUUGAUCAACUUCCUGUGUCUUUGAAUCAACCAAUGGCUUUGCGUUUCAGUGACCGAUUGACCAAUUGGGAACAAGCAUGCCAGUAAACAGGAAGUUGAGCAAUUUUUUGACCAAAUGAAUUGAUCAAUGUUAGGUAAUGAAUUGUUGCAAUAUUUUAUCAACACUUCUAUUGCAACGACAGUAAGCGUUAUUAACUGAAUCAAUACUUACUUCGCAGGAAAUUCGUCGGAAUUGUCUCCUCUGGAGGAAAAAGGGGCCUAAAGAAAAGUAAGUUGUUGUUUAAAGUUCUUACUCUCAGUCUCAACUUUCCUUUCAAUGACAGUUUGAAAGUUUUGGUAGUUUAACGCCUGGUCGCAGUUUAUGCUAGAGCGAGAAUUCUUGUCUCACAAGUAUGUAUAGGAUUGGCUGUUGAACUGGCCAGUAAGAUGCGGAGAUUACCUCAUCUCGCUUUGGAACGGACUGUCGAAAAGUCAAGAAUGAAUAUAGAGAAACGAGAAGAAACUCUGAUUUGAUAAUUGAUAGAAAUUUCGAGCGAAGGCCCUUUGUAUCUUUCCAAAGAAAGUUGAAAUGAGAGUAAAAGUCUUUAUAAAGCAACUAUAUACAGUAAAAUACGAAAUUAACUCAAAUAUAUAAAAUGUACACAAGCAUACCUUUAUUCCAUAUCAGCUAAAUCAGGUAAAUCAAUAAAAGAAGAUCCACGCGUAAAGGCAAUGUCUGAAAUGAUGGAGAGAAUUAAAAAUGGCAAAGUUGAACUCAAGAAAACUAUUCCACGUCAGGUAAAAUCUUAUCACAUCCUUACCUUAAGUAUUUUCAUGCUUCUUACAUCUUCUCCUAUGGUAUAUUGUAAAUAAUUCCACACUGUCUACUCAAGAAAAACUCCACUCAGGAAAAAUUUCCACGGACAGAAAGUUUUCCGAAAAUAUCAUUUCAUUGUUAAAAGUUGAAUAUUUUCAACUUAGAUUGGUUUUCCAACGGAAAAUUUGUGUCGGCCAAUCAACAUUUUACAAAAUUUUCUUCCUGCGGAGAAUGUUCCCGAGUGGAAAUGGGCCAGUAGAUGGCGGCCAAAAAGAAUUUACAUCAUUUUCUGAUUUCUUAGUUGUUUUAAUGAAACAGUAGAAACACCAGAAUAAAGUCAAAUGAUUAUCUUUUCAUACAGGCUUCAACACCGUCACCGGUCGACGUGGAAGGUGAAGGUUCUGCUAUGGACAAUUUAAGAGAUGUUUUAGUAAGUAUUGGAUUAAAAAAAGUUUUUGUUUAUCAUUCCGAGGUGGAUGGAAAGCCCGAGUUUCUGAAAAAAUGCAGUUUUUAAAGCUACAGCAAAACACCGUUUUUCGUCAAUUAUUUUAAGACUCUGAAUGUGGCGGACAUGCACGGUUAGAAUUGGAUUUAGGGUUGGGAUCUGGUUGGGUUUAAGAAACAUAAAAUAAUUGUAAAAAAUUAUCAAUUAAAAUACAAUUAUCAAUGAUGCUUUAAAAAUGACGCCAUAUUUACAGCUUAUAUGGUUGUAAAUAUGGCAUCAUUUUUAAAGUAUCAUUGAUAAUUGUAUUUUAAUUGAUAAUUUUUUACAAUUAUUUUAUGUUUCUUAAACCCAACCAGAUCCCAACCCUAAAUAGAAAUUUUGAAUGUAGUCAUAACCGCAAGUGGUAUAUUAUACGCAUUAGUUUUGAGCGCUCAAUCAAUUGCCUAAGAGCAGUGCAAUUUUUUCGAAAUACAUACAGUGUCAAAAAGUGAAAUAUAGUGCAAAAAAUGAAAUACAGUGCAAAAAGUGAAAAUAGUAUAAAAACAAGUGAAAUUCCAAGUUUCGAGUGAAAUUUGGAAAAACGUAUACUCGUGAGUUUUCAAAGACUCGUGUAAUUUUGAUCGUCUUCGAAAAACUCACUCGUGCAUGCUUUUCCCAAAUUUCACUCGAAACCAUGCUAUCAGCUAUACAUACAAAAAAUCUCCUCUUGAUUGUUAAUUUGGAAAUGAACCAUAACCCUGACCAGCGAUAUUAUUUUACAUUUCUAAGAAAAACUGGGAACAUUUCCCCAGAAACAUUUGCUGAAAUAACUGAAUUGACACGCAUUACAGAAAUCCAUAAAACCAUCUCCAUCAAAAGACGACAAUGGAACAGAGAAUGAAGAUGAGAAAAAAUCGCACACAUUUGGCGUUCAUUUACGUAAACCUGCCGAACGAAAACCAAGAUCGUUGUCAGACUCAAAUGAUCCAGAAUCUAAUUUUAGAUCAAUGUUACGUAAACCUCGAAGUCACUCCACAGGGGAUAUGUUGGACGAUGAGGGUGACACGGGACAGACGAUGGAUCAGGAUUUGUAUAAAUUACUGCAGAAACAAAAAGCUGCCGCUGAGAGAGGUAUGUUACGUCAUGUUAGGCGAUGAUUUAGCGGGAAGACAGACUUGGAGCAAGCUAAAGUUCUUCCCUGAUUGCAUGGCAUUGUGUCAGAUUAGGCACAGUAUAGCAAUACAGAAGACUUGGACCAGCUAGGUCUAAAACAAAACCUGUUUGCAAGUCAACUAAUUUUGUAUAAACAUUGUUUUUCUUCUUGUUGUCCUAACCAGUGUAAAAUGCGACUUUCCAUAUAGAGACAAAUAAUCUGCUCAAGGAUGUUUUCUGAGUGUCCCCAACAAGGAAUUCAAGAAACCAAGGUCUCUGGUCAUGGGCGUACCGGAAGGAAAAAAUUAGGGGGGCGGAAAGAAAAUUGCCCGACUAGUACCAAAAAAAUUUUUCCGGAAAAAGUAUUUUGGAAACCCCCCCCCCCGUCGCCAAAAAAAUUUCGGUCAGUGUACCAUUUUAGGAGUCAAAAAAAUUUUCCGGACAACCAAUAUUUUUCGGAACAGCACAAAUUUUCGAAAAAUCACAAAAUUUUCCAAAAAAUUGACUUAAUUUUAGACAAAAUUGACAGAAUUUGUCCCAUUUUUUUUUAUUGCAAACCAAAAUUGCCCGACUGUUGAUCGAAUAUUGCCCGACUGCCCAAAAAACUGGGGGGGCUACCGCCCCCCCCCGCCCGGUACGCCUAUGUCUCUGGUUUAACAUACCAGGGCUCUCUAACCAUUGAGCAACACCAAUUCCACAAUUCCACAAAAAAUGGGUAUCCAAUUCCACAAAUAAGACGAGCUGGUCUCAUGGUUUAGUAAUGUUUUUGUUUUUCUUUUUUCAGACGAGAAAGCAGAGAAACAACAAAAUCAUACCGAGAAAGAACAACAAGCUGGCAAAACGAGGGAAGAAAAAGGGCAAACUUUAUGAAACUAUUUGCAAGCACAAAGCAGAAUUUAAUUUUGCGCAGGUUCGAUUAUAUACACCAUGGAUAAGAUUUCCUUUUUUGCUGGAAUUGUAAGUUAUGUUAAGUAAGUGAGUUAUGAAUUUUGCCAAGAGAGCGAAGCUAGAUCAAUUUCGAUAUCUCUCAAAGAUUUGGUAAAUAACUUUCAUGAGCAAAAAGUUGAGCGAGUUUGGGAAUUUGACCCAACUCUUUCAACCAAAUUUCAUUUACAGACCAAGGACAGCGAAAAGCGUGAAUUUUGAAAUAAUCCACACACUUUGUUACAAUUGUACUCGUUAAUUCCGGCACAAACAUUGAAAUUUUAACGCCAUUUUGACCGAUUGAAUUUCGCCAUAUUGAUUAAUAAGAACACUGGAUUCUUAAAGACACGUAUAAACUCUGUACAACAGAGACGAAUUUGAUGUAACUAUUUAUGCACGAUGAUGUAGUUAUGGCACUAAGCGCUAGAUAAUCACAGAAAUUGUUCAAGUACUGGCAUUGUUAAUAUUUCAAUUUGUUAACAUUAAACAUUGUCAAAAGCAACACAUUCAUGUCUAUCUAACGUAGAAUUUGCGUACCUGUUUUCCAAUUCAAUCGUACCGAAACUAGCCUGCCACUUUUAUGGGGGGCCCGAUUUGCAACGGGCAGGAUCUGCCCAUUGCAAAUCAGGCCCCCCAUAAAACUGAGGGCCUGCCACGCAGGCUAUAUACCGAAACGUACAGUUGCGUUUUUGUCCUUAGUUCCAUUUUAAGUCCCGUUUACGUGCGAUUUUGUUCUUCUAAUGGAUGUGAACGAGUAAAUAAGUUAUGAAUGUUCAGAGUAUAUGUCUCACUGAUGUACCCUCAUCUGAAGCACAGAAUACUAUGCAGAAGUCCAUCUCCAUUGUUUUUUGCGUAAGCGCUAUUCGUCAUGAUUCGUCACUCGGCAAGUACCGUAAACAGAAGCAGUUCCCCCCUCCCAUGAAGCAGUCCCCCCAACAAUGGAGAUGGACUUCUGUAUAGUAUUGUGUCUGAACAUUCAAAUGCUCUCAAACACGAAGGCACACGCCAUGUUUCGGUACGAUAUGUUUAGAAUGGAAAACAGGCUUUAAAUAACUCGUUUUAUACAAAAUGAUUUCUACCCUAAACUGAAGUCGGGAAAUGCAUGUAAGAUUGUUUAUUGCAAAAGCUGUUUAGACUAGAAUUUCCCUCAGAACAUGCAAUGUACUCUCUAAUACAAACGUGAACCUACGAACCCUCUCAGAACAUGCGGUGUACCCUGUGAUACACAAUAUUACAAAGGAUAUAGUGUUCAGCAAUAUCCAUGAGAAAUAAAGCAGUCAGGCCGUUCUAACGUCCUCUCGUAAGUCUUUCAAUGACACGUUCCAUAAUUCUUUUUGCUUCACAAUUUGGGAAAUUUCUCAUGUCAUAAUAUUGUGGAGCCACCUUGACCAACCUGGCACAAGUUUAGAAAUAAUCGAAGUUGGAUUAAUUUAAUUUACGGAUAGUUUCAGUUGAUACAAAAGCUUUCAUAUGAAAUAUUGUGG
Messenger RNA from Paramuricea clavata, 6004 nucleotides. The record is from the annotation of a GenBank genome assembly. NCBI's taxonomy places the organism in Eukaryota, Metazoa, Cnidaria, Anthozoa, Malacalcyonacea, Plexauridae.